AUGGAAGGAAUGCGGGUGACGCAUCAAGGUGUUCGGGCUCAUUCAGCCGAAGGUUCUGCGGGUCGCAUCACUCAAGCGGGCCUGGCUGCACGUAGCCCUGAAGGCACUGCUGCCAAAGGAAUGGCUAUCAAGGGCCAUGAAGACCUUUGGGUUGAAAUACAAGCAAACACUUUUAGAAAUUGGGUUAAUGAAACUCUAAAACCAAUGAAUAUAAAGGUUAUGGAUUUAGUAGAAGAUUUACGGGACGGUACAAUUCUUUGUGCCCUCGUCGAAGCAUUACAGGGCAGACGUCUUAAGGGUUGGAAUAAAAAUCCGACUAACCAGCACCAUCGACUGGAGAACGUCACCACCGCUCUGCAGGCAAUCGAAGACGAUGGCGUUAAGCUAGUCAAUAUAGGUAAUGUCGACAUUGUAAACGGAAAUCUGAAGCUUAUACUAGGGUUAAUAUGGUCGCUUAUAAUGCGGUAUCAAAUCGGCAGAAGUAAAUUUCCCCCAAGAAAACUGAUGUUAUCGUGGUUACAAGCAGCUUUGCCCGAGUGUCGAGUCAGCAAUUUGACGACGGAUUGGAAUAGCGGGGUUCUGCUAUCAGCUCUCCUUGACUAUUGCAAGCCAGGCAUAUUCCCACAUUGGCGCGAACUCAAUCGCCACGAAGCAAUAGAGAAUUGUCGUCGUGCUAUGAAUCUAGCUUACCGCGAAUUCGAAGUCCCAAUGGUUCUGGAACCAGAAUAUUUAGCCUCUCCGUGGCUCGAUGAACUCUCCGGGAUGACGUAUUUGUCUUACUUCAUGAAACCUGACUCGCCUGGGUUCCGUUCUACAUUAGACUGGGUUAACUCGAAACUGGAGAGAGGAGUUACAAAUUUUACAACAGAUUGGAACGAUGGACGAGUCGCUAAUGAACUGGUUCGAACUAUGGGAGGUCCAGCUCCGCCGCCAAGUAGACUUCGUCACGACCCAGCGCGAUGGGAAGAAAAUAACCAACAGGCAAUUGAUGCUGCUAAAAAAAUCGGUGUCCAGCCAGUUCUUUCCGCGCGUGAUAUAAGCCAAAACGAUAUUGAGCAUUUGGGUCUAAUGGCAUGGGUUACCCAAUUCCGCAACGUACCACCGCGGCCUCCGGUCCACGAUAUGUUGCGAGUCGCUCUUGACUCCACAUCUGGUAGAGUCGGAGAACCGACGUAUAUUAAAGUGGAAAGCAUCUCCAAUGAACUAUCGAUAUCUGACGUUAAAGUUUCAAUUGUAAAUCCACUGGAACAUGAGUCAAGACUGAAAUUGGAUUCAAGAGGGGCAGGAGAAUUUGUACCAGAACAUGCUGGAAUGCAUGAAAUUGUUCUUACUGUUGAUGACAUCAGGGUCGACGGUAAAUAUUUCUUUAGAGUGCUGCCAAGAUUAGUAACUGUACCUCCACCGGGCAUGGCGCCGUGUGCUGCUGGAAGCAUUGUCGAAGUACUCGUUAGUGCAACAGGAGCUCCAAGAAGAGAAGACAUAGACGUAACAGCGCACUCACCAAGUGGCCGCGCGGUCCCAUUAGAACCUCGGCAUCCGCCACCAUCAGCUCCAGGUACCACUGCCUCCAGUGCAACCUUCCAACCCGACGAAGCUGGUACUUGGACUAUAGCCAUCACCUAUAAGGGGAAACAUAUUCAGGGUGGUCCUUUCACUUGUGAAGUAUUUGAUCCCAAUGGAGUAAGACUUAGUCCUGGGGCACUGGAAGGGGCAGAACCAUUGAAACCACAUUCGUUUGAGAUAGACACGAGCGGAUGUGGUGUCAAAGGCGACUUGCAACUGGAUAUUGUUCACGACAAACGAAGUGUGAUGUGCGCAUUGGAGAAACUCUCAAAAACGAAAUACCGUGCUACGUUUAUGCCUAAAGCUCCUGGGAAACACAGGCUUUACAUCUACUUUAACGGUUACGAUGUCCAUGGCUCACCACAUAUAUUUAGAGUGGGAUCAAGAUCAAAGAAACCACGGGAUAGUGCUAGCCCUUCUUACGCCAGAAUAUCCAGUCCAGUAACACGAAUACGUUCGGAUAGUCCACUCAAUCAAUUCAACACAUACGAUACAAAACGAAACACGAGUUCAAUAGACCGUCGGGACGAGGGACGUGACUCCACCGAUUAUUAUAAAUCCUCCUUUAACUCCGAUGCCAAAGAGAAAAGUUACGACGUGAUCGACUCUUAUUCAUCAACUACUAAAAAAGAAGGCUUUAGAUACGACUCUGAAAGUUCAAGAAAUAGAACUGCCAGCCCAAUAACGUCGAAGCACUUAGGAAAUGGAUCGCAUCUAGACGUCAAUAGAUCCAGCAGUCCAUUCAGAGCAAGCAGUCCUUACAGAGCCAGUAGUCCAUACAGAGCUACAAGCCCGCUCGGGCGAACAUCGAGCCCAUUGACAAGGAAAGACAGCCCUAUAAAUAGGAAUGCUAGUCCAAUUAACAGAGUGAGCAGUCCCACUGAAAGGUACAGCCCUGUGACCACCACCAAGCGGAUCAUAGAAAAACGUUCCAACUAUAAAGUUUACAGUUCAUACAGUGGUUCUCAAGAUAAUCUGGACCAAAGUAGCCCUCUUUCAUCCUUAGAAACAGAGCGUAUUCGCGGAUAUAAUAGCCCAACAGGUGCUGUAGAUAGCAGUGAUCCAGGAGGAAAAUUAUAUCUUGGCCGAAAAGAUUCGUGGGACACUGUAGAAAAAACAAGGCAAAUGCUGAGUACUAACAGCCUAGACCCAGCAAGCGGAUCAUCGGAGCGGCACUACGGCCAGAACACACUGGACCGCGAAACACAACGCAACACACAAUUAAACCGAUUCAGUGAUCUUUCGCGCGACGCCUUCAACCGACAACUCGACCGGUUGGCAGACGAUCGAGACUCUGAAACGUACGCUAGUCGACAGGAGUACAAGCGCGAAGUCCGAGAGAGCUCUUACGUGGUCCGUGACACCUCGUACAGCACCGCGGACGAGAAGCAACAACAACAGCAGUCUUUUUUAUCCAAUAGGCCCCCCCGUGACCCGACCGGGGGGGCCCUUUCUGAAACAGAUGCCGCGCAUACACGUUUCAGACCAGUUCAAAGGGAAAACAAUAGAGGUGCCAAAGGAAUAGUAAUUAAGCCGACCUACAAAGGAGUUGUUGGUCAACCUGUUGAGUUUAUAGUGGACGUCAGUUCAGCAGGCCCUGGUCAGCUAGAGUUAGAAGUUUCCGGCGGUAAUGGAGCUCUGGUAGCCAGCUCGGUUAAACCGCUGGGUGCUCACAGAUACCUGGCCUCUUUUACGCCACGAGUUCUGCGCCCGCACUCAGUCCGUGUGACCUUCAACGAUGAACACGUUCCAGGUUCUCCGUGGAAGGUCGAGGUGAUGGCGGGGCCGGCGGGCGGGGGCGGAGGUGAGCCUACAAGGCUCAUUCCCGCGCGAGUGCCGGCCGUCUUUGAGAUAUCCACCUCGCCGGGAGCGCCCACGUUCAACAAGAAUGAAGUGGGAGUAACAGUCACGUCUCCGUCAAGACGACCUGUGACUGCGCGUGUACUAGAUGUAACCGAAAGACCGGGAGUAUACCGUAUUGAGUUCACACCAGAAGAGGUCGGAACACAUCUAAUCGAUGUUUCAAUAGCAGACGACAAGUUAGCCGCGGGGCCGUUGGUUGCCAAAGUGUACGACUCGAGCCUUAUCAAAGUAACAGACGUUGGAAACGCCGUAGUUGGACAACAGUCCCAGUUUAGAGUCGAUGCCAGCGCCGCCGGUGAAGGACAAUUAGAAAUUUCAAUAAACGAGGGUGAAGUCCCCAAUCAUGUGCAGGUAGUAGGUGGAGGUCGAUGCCUAGUCUUCUGGAGGCCGGAAACUCCGACACCUCAUCGCGUGGAUAUCAAAUUCAAUGGAGAACCGGUACCGUCAUCGCCUUUUAUCUUUGACGUCGCACCGGCACAAAGAGUUACAAUAGAUACAUCGCAAAUUGAAUUAAUACCAGUUGGAGAAGUAGCAUCAUGUUCUGUGAGAGUAGAAGGUUCAGGUGGAGGGGAGCUGACAGUAAUUGUGAAAGGGCCUCGAGGAGAAGUACCGGUUCGCCUCACAGGUGAUGCAGCAUCUGGGCUCGUAGCCAGCUUUACACCCAAAAAUGUUGGCCCACAUACCCUUACAGCACAUUAUAACAACCAGCCAGUACCUGGAACACCUUUUAUAUGUAAAGCAUAUGAUGGAAAACUAGUGAGUGUGAGUGGUGGUGCAUCGGCACGUGUGGGAGUACCAGUUCAACUUGCGGUAGAUGCAGCACAAGCUGGUGAAGGGAACCUUGAGAUCACUGUGGCUGCACGGGGAUUAAAUAUCCCUACUCAGGUCCACCCACAGGGGAAUGCCCGCUUUACAGUCUCAUUCACCCCAACAGAGGCGUGUGAACAUAUUGUCAAUGUUUCCUUUAAUAAGAUGCGUGUACCAGGUUGUCCACUUAUUGUGGCCGUGGCAGAAGGAGGAGGUGGAGGAGCACGAGUAACAUUGCCAGGCCCUGUACCACUACACCAGCCUGCAGCAUUAACAUUACAUCACCCAACUGCCACACUUGACCAAAUAGAAGUCAAUGUAGAAGGUCCAAAUGGGGCGUCAGUGCCGGCGGCCGUGGCGGCGGCGGGUCCAGCCGCUUUCCGUGCAGAGUUCGUUCCACGCGCCGUGGGCGAGCAUCGCCUUAAUGUACUCGUUGACUCCGUGCCAAUUCCUGCCAGCCCAUUUCAUUUAAAGGUCUAUGACGUCACUGCAAUCCGAGUCAAAGAUGUCGCACAUGGAACAGUUGGAAAACCGGUGACAUUUUUGGUGGAGACGAUGGCGGCGGGGCCGGGCAACCUCGAGGUGACGGUGAACGGCGGGCGCGUACCCACGGCGGCGGCGGCCCAGGGCGCACACACGUACGCGAUCAGCUUCACGCCGCGCGACCCGCGCCCGCACACCGUCGAGCUGCGCUUCAACGGCGAUCACGUGCCCGGUAGCCCAUUUGUGUGCCACAUUUCGGCACCGGCACGCGUCAUCGGUGCGGGAUCAGGCGAGUCGCCCGACAAGGUUUCUGUGGGCGAAGCAUACACAUUCAGUGUUGACUCGCCCGCUUCACCACACGUCGAGGUUUUGGGACCAGCCAGGAGACCCGUUCCCGUACAGGUAUCAGCUGAAGAGACCGUGGGGGAGAACGAAGCUAGUAAAAGGUACAACAUCUCAUUUGUGCCAGUUGACGUAGGAGACCACAGUAUUGAGGUGCGAGCAGGUGCGAUGGGCGGCCAUGUUGAGGGCAGCCCGUUUCUAGUCAAAGCGUACAGCGCGUCGCGAGUGUCCGUCACCGAUAUUUCGCCCGGAGUCGUGGGCAGGCCGGUCUCGUUCACCAUUAACGCAUCCCAUGCCGGUGCUGGUAACUUGGAAAUAAUUGUGGCCGUAAACGGCCGUAAUGUUCCAAAUUACGUACAGAGCGAAGGGAAUGCGCGGUUUAAGGUGAACUUCAAGCCGGUGGAGGCGGCGGUGCACACGCUGUCGGUGCGGUUCAACGGACGCGCGGUGCCGGGCUCGCCGUUCUCGUGCGCGGUGUCGGCGCCGCUCGACGCGCCCGACGCGCGCGCCUCCGGCCCCGGCCUCGCAUCUGCGCCGCGUGCCCAGCCCGCCGACAUACACCUCACCGGGUUCCUCUCAGGCGAGCCAACCGUAUUUGUAACGGGUCCGGGCGGCAGUACAGUUCGGACUCGUGUCACGGCGCUCGGCGACGGACGAUAUACGGCGACGUACACGCCGGAAGUGGUCGGUCGACACAGCGUUCAAGUGACGUGCGCGGGUCGACACGUGCCUGGCUCACCUUUCACCUGCAACGUGUACGACGUGCGCCGCGUGCGUGUCACUGGCCUGGGGCCUGGAGAAUUAGAAGGCACAUUAGAAGGUCUUAAUCUGGAAGAGGGAGCGGAAGAAGAGCGUGGUGUCGAAGUGGGCAAGGCGGUGACAUUCAGUGUGGACGCUGCUGGCGCGGGAGAAGGCACACUAGAACUCGUCGUCUCUACGCCCUCCACCACUGUUAAAGCAGAGGUCGUAGCGGUAGCCCGUGGUCUCUAUGACGUGACAUUUGUGCCGGUGUCACGGGAACCUCACCGUGUCUCCGUCACAUUUAAUGAGCAACCCGUACCCGGCAGUCCCUUCGUAUGUCGGGUCAACGAGCCUCUUACUUACGUACAAAUAGGAGGAGUAGCUUCAGUAGAAAUUGACGAAAAUCUUACUGAUGUAGAAGUAAUAUCUCCAACUGGUACUAGAGUGGCAGAUACAAAUCUUGAAGACUCUGGUUUGCUCACGUUCCCUGCUAGUCGUGUGGGAAGAUAUUUAGUCAGAAGUAGUAGAGGGCCAAUCGCGGAGGUUGAAGCUCUUGAUGCAUCCGCCGUUAAAGUUUUGUCAAUUGGUGAUGCUGUCGCCCAUCGUCCUGCAUUAAUAACUGUGAGCACGAGCAACGCCGGCAACGGGAGGCUGUCGGGGCGCGUGACGUGCGGCGGGCAGACGGUGCCGCACUCGGUGCGGCGGCGCGGCGGCGCGCGCCAGGAGCUGCUGUGGCACCCGGCGCGCGCCGCGCCGCACCGCGUCGCGCUGCUGUGGAGCGGCGCGCCCGUCGCGCGCGAACCGUUGCUCGUCGACGUCAUGCCCGCCCACCACGGACAGGAGGUGAGUCAACUGCUGUGA
Messenger RNA from Parnassius apollo (apollo), 6660 nucleotides. The record is from the annotation of a GenBank genome assembly. NCBI's taxonomy places the organism in Eukaryota, Metazoa, Arthropoda, Insecta, Lepidoptera, Papilionidae.